Sphaeramia orbicularis (orbiculate cardinalfish) is the source of this 2337-nucleotide messenger RNA. It is a transcript of the gene sharpin, whose product is annotated as SHANK-associated RH domain interacting protein. The transcript has 9 exons. The record is from RefSeq and is a predicted model, not a curated record. Gene Ontology annotation, molecular function: ubiquitin-protein transferase activity; ubiquitin binding. Gene Ontology annotation, biological process: protein linear polyubiquitination; proteasome-mediated ubiquitin-dependent protein catabolic process; positive regulation of canonical NF-kappaB signal transduction. The coding region runs from base 223 to 1542 and encodes 439 amino acids. Lineage: Eukaryota; Metazoa; Chordata; Actinopteri; Kurtiformes; Apogonidae. Gene Ontology annotation, cellular component: LUBAC complex.
ACUGCUCUACUUCCUGUUUUGUUUUUCUUUCGCUCCGUGUCUGCUCGGUUCGGGUAGAUAUGGAAGAAUUGGCGAGGCGAAGAGAAGACCACAGCCUGCCCACGGAGAAGUUCACAGUCUUAAAACACAGGUGGACCUUAUAAACCAAACGGUAGCACCGGGCUGCAGUAACACCUGCCGCGGGGCUUCAGACACCCUCCCUCCGCCUCUGUUGUCACCGACAUGGCUCUCAGCUCGGGCGGCUGGGCUCCUCCAGCCCAGGUACCCGCAUCGUCUCAACAGGCUGCGUGUGGCGGACCUGCGCCGGCAGCCUGCUGCAGCACCGUUUUAAUGUCAGUCCGGGUUUCGGUGUGCCAUUCCGGUAUCCGACCCCUUUGCCUCCCCGGAGCCGGCAGCGAGGCUCUGCGGCUCCAGCUCAGCAUGGACCCCAGCAGGGCCGGAGAGUUUCGACUGGCGCUGCGAGACACGAGCGGAAACCGCAGUGUGUUUAUUGCAGAGUUUGACUUGCGCUCAGUGCAGUAUGAGGUCAAGUCUGCUCGCUGCCAUGAGAUGCGUCUUGCUGCUCCGCCCCACGACUGUAUCCGCUUCAACUUCCGCUGUGAUCGUGAAGCCGAGGAAUGGGCCACAGUGGUGAUGUCAUCACUAAGAGAGGCACAUAGGGUUGCAAAUAUCAACACAUGUGAAUCGGAUGGCACACAGACACACACGUCUGCAGCUAUGGAGCCAUGGAGCUCAGCCUCUUUGCCUCUCACUGAGGAGUUGUGCCUGGAGCUCACCAGGGCGAUUGAAGCAGGUGACGCUCAAGCCGCCUCACAACACGCAUCCUCUCUGGCUCGUCAGAAAGCAGCACUGACAAUUCAACUGUCUGAGAAAAACUACGCCGAUGGAGAGAUUAGUUUAUCUGUGGUUGUGGAGGACGUUUCAUCAUCCUGUUGUGUCACAGUCAAAGUGUUUCCCUACAUGACAGUGGCUGCACUCAAGCAACAGGUGUUUCUCGAGUAUGGCUUCCAUCCACGUGUGCAGCGUUGGGUGAUUGGUCAGUGCUUGUGCACGGAGCCGAGGUCACUGGCCUCUUAUGGCGUGCAGAAGGAUGGGGACACCGCGUACCUCUAUCUGAUCUCUGCCCGCCAAGCCCGAAUUACACGUCAGCUGUUCCAGCAGGACCUGGAGAGCGCCCUUCUUGCCCCCCCUCUGCCCCCUGGCAACGGUCCCACCUCGCAAGACUGGAGGGGUUACAGCACCCUGCCCUCGAGGCUACCCCACAACAACCAGGGCAGCUCGGGUGCAGGAGGUGAUAGACCAGGCGACAUUAAAGAUGUCCUUGACAUAGAGAAUCUGCAGCUAAACGAUAAAACCAACAAAGCCAAUAAAACACAGCAGACGGAGUGGGCUUGUCCUUCUUGCACUUUCAUCAACAAACCGUCCCGUCCUGGCUGUGAGAUCUGUGCAACAGCUAGGCCAGACACACACAAGCAGAGCUGCAUCCAGCAGGAAAAAGGAAGGAGAGAGGAUCGAGGAGAGCCUGGUUUAAGCAGCAGCUGACUGCCCAGCAUCACUCUGUUGUUACCAUCACUCACACACUUUAACACACAUGCAUACACAUACAGAGCGAGGAUGCUCAUUCUACCAGUUAGCUCACACACAUGUUGAGAUGAACACACUUACUUUGUGACUGUCAAGUGCACUGAGAGUCCUCACAGCUGUCUGGCUGCUGGAGACCAGAGGGUUUGAAGCACUGUAGCAUGAAAAAGAGCUGCACUGGCCAGUGCUCAGACGAUGACCUGCAGUGAAAGCUUUUAGUCAUUAUUAAUAUGGACAUGUCCAUGACAUACAUCAGAAUUUGGCAAGACUUCUUUUAUUUAUUUUAAAGGUAUGUGUGUGGUGCAAACAACACGGACAGCCUGAUAUUUAUUUUAGGGGGAGGAUGAGUGAGGAGCUCUUUGCAUUGUAUUGCAGCUGAAGAUGAGGGAAUGUCAUACUUUGAGUUUUUGACGACUGUGACAAGAGAUGAGAGGUAAAGCCUUGUACCAGAGUACCCUGUUCUGUUUAAGUGUGUCAUUUGAUGGUGCCAAAAAAUGAUGGAAACAUAGAAAAAGCCAUGGUUUGGAAGACGGUAUGUUGUGUUUACAGGGUUUGUCAAGUGCUUUUAUUUUUUUAUAACAUUGUAUUAAGUGUAUUAUUUUUAAUGAUGCAUUGAGCAACUGAUGUACAUUUUAACAAUUGAUCUAAUUUUACUUGAUUCCCUCUGAGCUGUGACGGCAAUGGAAGGAUCUGUUUUCAGUAUAUAAUACUGUUAAAAAAAAAAAAAAAAACUUGCAUUAGCUGAAUAAACAUAAU